Dermacentor albipictus is the source of this 3704-nucleotide messenger RNA. The record is from RefSeq and is a predicted model, not a curated record. Lineage: Eukaryota; Metazoa; Arthropoda; Arachnida; Ixodida; Ixodidae.
AUUCCGAAACCAACUGCGCGGCGUUUAGCGCGGUUCAGUUUGUACGCGUAGGUCCGUCUGUUUAAGCGCUAGCAUAAGAUAGGCGAAAGCGUGUUACGGACUUCGCUCCUUAAAAUUCGACCCCUGCUGCUUUUGUUUCGUUGAUUUUUUUUCAGUCCCUCACCAUGAAUUUCAACAGUAUCGCGCGCUAUCGCCCGGUGCGCGGGAAAGCCAGACAUUCGGGCAGACAUCAUAGUUUUCUGCAGAUGCGCCUCGUGGAACGUACGAUGACUCUGGGCAAAAGCAGCGGCGUAAGGAGGGUAAGCUUGAACAGUGGGCUAGCGCGACUAUGAGUAUGCUCAGACAGGUGCGGAGCACCAUGCAGUUGUAAGGAGCGACCAACCGAAGAAUCCGUAUGCGCGGCUGCUAGCAAAUGCUCGUGCAAAAACCGCAGCAAAACUCCAGACACGGAAGGCAGUGACGUGUGCCGUGGGUCACCAUCCCUUUGUGAGUACCGACACAUCCGCAUUGAAAUCACUGACAAUGACCACAAGGGCAGUGCCGUCGCAGCUAAGUCACUCAAGGAGGAAAUUCACCUGGACAACUACUGAUGUGUCUUUAAAACAAGCUUCAAUUUGCAGGUCUUGACAGUCACUAUCAUGUCAACCUUGAAGAUGCAUAUGUGCCACAGUAACUGUCUUGGCAUGCACGUCAUAUAUACCGUGGAAUCUACCAGGCUCCGGCCGUGCUCAUACUCUUCGGCGUCGUAACUCGUGUAGUUCAGCCGGCGUUUCCUAGGACUGGCCGAUGCUGUGCGACUGGGCGAGCUGCCGUUGGAUGUUCCGAUGGGCUUCAUUGUCGACUUGCCGUGUCAAGGCGUCGAAAAGGCGACAUCGGAUACAAUAUUACGCGGGCCAUAUUUUGCAAGUUGGGCGCGAGACUAUUAUGCAUCAGCGUUCGAUAUGUAUGCUCGCGGUAGCAGACGACAUUCUUUAUGCGAAACAGCGGCAUAUGGGAAACAACACGUACCUUCCUGAUGCAGGGCGAAGUCGUUACGUCACGUGAGUAUACCCCCCUUUUUACCACGAAAGCGCUCGAAACUUCUCGGUCGGACCGUCCAUGACAACUAUCAGAUAGGAGAUGGUAUUUCUGGAACAUUAAACGUGGAAUGGUGUCACAUGGUGUGCCAGGAAAUGAUUUUAUUUGGAGGAUGGUGGCGAUCAAUAUUACAGACGAAGCAACCGCUUGUGUUGCUCUCGCGAUCGCGACAGAAAAAAAGAAACGUUCUUGAACUGCUAAACCCUCACAAAGUGUUUCACGAUGAGAUUAUUUUGAACGAAGCGCAUUCAUCCUCGCUACAAGACAUCGAAAGUUCAUGCAUAAGAUAGGUAACUACGGUGUUGUCAAAAGUUCAAGGGCUCGCGAGCAGACGAUGCGGGAGUCUUCUCGACGCUUCCGCUCGCAAGGGACCAAUCGCGGAGCGGCUCUCCUGACGUCACCGACCCACUUUGGCCUCAUUGGCUACCGCGGCUCGCGACACAUCUGGGCGUUUCUAGAAAAGCGCGCGAACGGUAUAAAUCGCGCGUCGCGUCCCCAGUGCAGCAGAUUACUCAUUCACUGCAACGAGUGAGCAAGUGUUCUGAACGGAACGCAACUACCACAGCACAAUCGUCAUGCCUAGCGGCAGAAAGUCUGACGUGCCGGCCAUCGGCAUCGACCUGGGCACCACGUAUUCCUGCGUGGGUGUCUUCCAGCACGGCCGCGUCGAGAUCAUUGCCAACGACCAGGGCAACCGCACGACGCCGAGCUACGUAGCCUUCACGGAUACGGAACGGCUGAUCGGCGAUGCUGCCAAGGCGCAGGCGGCCAUGAACCCGGAGAACACGGUGUUCGACGCCAAGAGGCUCAUCGGGCGCCGCUACGACGACCCCAAGAUACAGGAAGACAUACGCCACUGGCCCUUCAAGGUGGAGAACGACUGUGGCAAGCCCAAGAUCAGCGUCGAGUUCAAGGGUGAGCGCAAACGUUUCAACCCAGAAGAGAUCAGCGCCAUGGUUCUGACCAAGAUGAAGGAGACGGCGGAGGCAUACCUGGGAAAGCAAGUGAGCGACGCUGUCAUCACGGUGCCUGCUUAUUUCAACGACUCGCAAAGGCAGGCCACCAAGGACGCCGGUGCCAUAGCCGGGCUAAACGUGCUGCGCAUCAUCAACGAACCGACCGCAGCCGCCCUCGCGUACGGACUCGACAAGAACCUGCGCGGCGAGAAGAAUGUCCUCAUCUUCGACCUGGGAGGCGGAACCUUCGACGUCUCCGUGCUGACCAUCGACGAGGGUUCCUUGUUCGAGGUCCGAUCCACAGCGGGAGACACGCACCUGGGAGGCGAGGACUUCGACAACCGGAUGGUCGAACACUUCGUGCAAGAAUUCCAGCGCAAACACCGCAAGAACCUCAGGGCAAAUCCGAGAGCGGUGCGGAGACUGCGCACCGCCUGCGAGCGUGCCAAGCGGACCCUGUCCAGCUCUACCGAGGCGAGCAUCGAGAUUGACGCGCUUUUCGAAGGCAUCGACUUCUACAGCAAGAUCACCCGCGCCCGGUUCGAGGAGCUCUGCAUGGACCUGUUCCGAAGCACGCUCGAACCGGUGGAGCGCGCACUCAGCGACGCCAAGAUGGACAAGUCGCAGAUUCAGGACGUCGUGCUGGUGGGCGGCUCUACGCGGAUCCCCAAGGUACAGAAGCUCCUCCGGGACUUCUUCAACGGCAAGGAACUGUCCAUGGGCAUCAACCCCGACGAGGCUGUCGCAUAUGGAGCAGCGGUGCAGGCGGCCGUCCUGAGCGGCGACUCGAGCGAGGCCAUCAGGGACGUGCUGCUGGUCGACGUGGCUCCGCUGUCCCUGGGCAUCGAGACGGCGGGUGGAGUGAUGACGCGCAUCGUGGAACGAAACACGCGCAUUCCUUGCAAGACGUCCAAGACCUUUACCACUUACUCGGACAACCAGCCCGCUGUCACCAUCCAAGUCUUCGAAGGCGAGCGUGCCCUCACAAAGGACAACCACCUGCUGGGAACGUUCAACCUGAACGGCAUCCCACCGGCGCCUCGUGGCGUGCCCCAGAUCGAGGUGACCUUCGACAUGGACGCCAACGGAAUCCUGCAGGUCUCGGCUCGGGACAUGAGCACGGGCAAGCAGGAGAGCAUCCGCAUCACCAACGACAAGGGCCGCCUCUCCAAGGCGGAUAUUGAGCGCAUGCUCGCUGAAGCCGAGAAGUUCAAGCAGGAGGACGAGGCGCAGCGUGAGAGGGUGGCUGCUAGGAACUCUCUGGAGUCUUAUGCCUAUGGAGUCAAGCAGGCAGCUGAGGAAGCAGGAGACAAGCUGUCUGCUGCAGAUAAGGACUCUGUGCUCUCUAAGUGUCGCGAGACCAUUUCUUGGAUCGACGCCAACAGCCUGGCUGAGAAGGACGAGUACGAGCACCGGCUCAAGGAACUGCAGCAAGCCUGCAUGCCCAUUAUGAGCAAGCUACAUCAAGCGCAGGGACCAAAGCACAGCUCUGCACCGGAACACUCCGGACCCACGAUAGAAGAAGUGGACUAAACGAAUGGACUGUGAUCUAGUCAUUUAUCCUUCAUAGUUAUAUGUAUAUAUGUAACUCAACUUUUCAUAGUAAUCUAGUUUAUGAAAUUUGUUUGGCCGUUUAUUGAGACACCACAAUAAAGGGACGUGUUAAAAAAA